AUGGCUGGAAAUGGCAUGGAUGUGCCGUCAGUGGGAUUCGAGGCAUUGACCCGGCCAACAUGUUCGAGUUUUGCGCUACAAGAUGAACCUGAUGAACUUUCAGAUGAGUCAGAUGAGGGUUCCGAUGACUCAGCUUACUUCGCAGAUUGUGAUGAAGAUGCGCAACGUCCUGAGAAGGGAGUGGUUGAACUUUGCCAUUCCGUGUUGACCAAAUUUCUCAAGGGGAUUGCUGUGCUCGAGGAGAAUACGUACCACGGAAGCUCAUUGGUGCAAGAAUUGCUGGCGUUGGCUUUGGAGGACAUCAUGACCAUCUCCAAUGAAAAGCAGUCGGUCAGCCUCAUGGAGUCUCCGUUGCUGCGGCAAAAUGUGGCUGCAGCCCAAGCCGCCUUGUGCAUCAUUCCCGGAAAGAAGGAACCAAAGGCUGAAGAUAAGGUGGCGAAGGCAGAGCAGAAAACGGAGGUAACACCCCAAGCACAAAUCAUGGUGUUUCAGAAGUACAAUCUUUGGUGGAGCCUCAACGUGAAGCGUGUCAAGAAGUCCAUGAGAGCACGUUUGAGAUGGCAGGAACAGCAAUGGGUGGCGUGCACCAAUUUGGCCAGCGAUUACAAGGAAGCUGUUUCUUACAACCUGAAGCGCAACAAGGUGGUGCACAUGAAGGCUCAGCUGGAGAUUGGCUUACAAGUCGCUGAGCGCUUCAUGGAGAAGCGAUGUUUGAUGAUUUGCGGUUCCGAAAAGUCACAGUCGCAAGGGACUACAGGGCUUGUGCGCAAGGUAGUGGCAGAAGCAUCUGUCAAGUUUGAGGGGGGCAUGGCUCUAGCAGUGUGUCCCAUACUAGCUGGCGAAGGAGUGCUUGGUGGCUUGCGAGGAGAGUACAGGCGCAUUGAGGACAAGCACGUCUCGAUGGGUAUGGAGCUCAAGAACGUGCAGAUUACUUUCGAUCUCACUGCAACACACGGCAACAGGAACAUGCCUUGCAGCCUUCCUGCGUGGAUGAUUGUGCUCGAGUCUACGUUGGGUUGCAAACAGGGGACAUUGUGGAAGGCUCCUCGCAAUGCAGAACGUGAUGUGAAGGAUAGCAACGCAUUUUGCAAGAAUGAUUUCUGGCAGCUUGUGGCAUGCAAACCCAGUGACAAAGAAGAGACCGCCCAAUGGGUUGCAUCGCCAGCUACGUUGAAAGCCAUCUUGGAAUCAUGCCUUGCACGUGUCAGCACUUUGAAGGGGCAAACUUUGCUGGUCCAUCACUACACCCAGUAUGAUGGAAACUUUGAGAAGGUCGUGCUGGACGUCAUGGCGGACAUGCAGGAUGUGUGCCACAUUGCUUGCUUCUCACAAGUCGAGCAACCAACCAUCUUCCAGUAUGCAUUGCUGCAAGUUAAGGACAAGUUGCUGGAGGAGUGGAAGAACAACCGGAGCCUGAUCUCCAACAUGUCUCCCAAAUAUGUGGCUGAAGCUGAUCUAUCUGAUCUUGUGGACCCCAAGCGUCCCGUCCUCAAACUAUGCACCAUGACGCCAGAAGGAAAUUUGCAGAUCCCGGAGUCUGAGCGGAAGAAAUGGCUGAAUGACCCAGUACGAAACCCUGAUUGGCGCAAUCGGCUCAAGAACUUUGACGCCAUUUUCGCUCCCACAGAACAUCGUCCAACCCCAACACCCAGUUCCAUGGAGACGGACUUGGCGAAGGAAGUGGUAGAGGAGGCUGCGACGGUCACUACGUGUGAGACUCCGCCGUCCAUGUCAAUGGAAGAUUUCAAGAACAAAUAUCCAGAAGUUCAAAUCACUUUGUCGUUGAACUUGGGGGCAGAUGUGGUGGUCAGUGUCGUCAGCGACAAAGUUUUUUUGAGUUCGGCAAGCGCCUUUCAUGUGGCUGGUGCAAAUUCAACAUCUCCAAAGCCGCUAUUUCUCUACGCAGGAGGAUCAUGGAUUUCAGAUGGCAACAAAGCCAAGGAUUGGCUGGCGAAACCUGGAAAUGAAGGGAAGGGAGUUGAGUUCAGACUUGAGUCGGCAAAGAGUUUGGUUCCUUGGCUUCACUAA
Durusdinium trenchii is the source of this 2028-nucleotide messenger RNA. The record is from the annotation of a GenBank genome assembly. NCBI's taxonomy places the organism in Eukaryota, Dinophyceae, Suessiales, Symbiodiniaceae.